AUGCCUUCUUCUGCCCCCGCCCACAGGCACUGCACACACAUGGUGCACAGACAAAAAUAAAUAAAUAUUCUGAAUUAAAUUACCUUCCAAAAGCAAUCACCAAUUCAACAAGUACCUGCUAAGUAACAUCAAACUUCUUAACUGGUUCUCACUUUUUCACUUUUAACAGAAUCAAACAGUAGUUCACACUAUGAACAUGGAAAAUUCCAUCUGUGAAGACAGUUCAGAUUCAAACUGAAUCACACAUAAAUAAAAUUGUAAGAAUUGAAAAUUUGAUCAAUAUCCAUCUUGCAAACAAAUAUUGACUAGCGUUGUUGCUCAGUAAGUACAAAGGAUACUUUUGUCAAAAACAUACACUCUCUUGACACACUUGCAUUUUCAGUAGCAGAGCCCAGUCUGUGCAUGAGCCUCAUAAACAAGCAAGGUCUUUUCUUUCUGUGUCCUCAAAUCUUUGCAGCCCACCAGUCAAAAAGGCUGUCCUAUACUGAGGUGAUAAAUGAUUGAAUGAGUAUUGUCAACUUAAUUAUCUAUGUGCAAAGAUUUCAGGCAAGGAUUCAAAGUAAAAGCAAAGGGUUUGAAAGGUGUUUAAAUCAUCCUCAAGACACAUCCUAGGACACAACUCAGAGUUCUCAGGAUAGCAUGUGUGCCACCAAACACACCAAUUACCCUUUGCCUUUCCUCUUUCACUGCCUCCUCAUGAGUCUGCAUUCCUUCAGAUCCUUGAACUUACUAUGUGGCUUUCCAUCAUAGAGCACAAAGCUAUGCUUUCCUCUAUCUCUAGUCUUGUUACUUUGCUUUGGGAAUUUGGAUUUAUUUUUGUAUGUAUCAGACUAUCAGUUUCUUAGACAAGUUUAUCUUGAGCCUCUAAAAGUGGUCCCCAUUCCAUGUUAUCUUUUUCUCCAUACUUGGUGCUAUCUGUUCAAAGUUCUUGUAGUUACUCAUAUCUGCAUUUAUUUGUUUCCAAUCUACUCUCAUUAGAUAAUAGUAAGAUCAUGUUUUUCUUUUCAGUAUCUUUUCAUUUUUAGUAUUUGCUUAGCACAUAGUAGGUAUUUUAGCAACAGACUCAAUGAACAAAAAUGUGUUUGCCUUGUGGGAUGAGUCUAUAUCAGGAAAAAAACACAUUUUUUUUUCUUUUUCAUUCCAGUGCUAAAUCUUUGGGUUUGGUGUUAGCAUUUAAUGCCAGACAAGUGUGGGGUGACUUACUCCUAUUGUCCAGAGUAACCAGCUAGAGAGUGUAGACGCAUAGUGAGAACUGACACCUGACCAGAAGCAUUCAUUAAUGUGAAUGAAUAGUUUGUGAAAGGUUUUAAGAUAUCUUUCAGUAUAUCCAUAUAUAAAAACAAAACUCAAGUUGUAUUCUUUUUAAUACUUACCAUUUUUAUUCAGUAAUUUUGAGUGUGUUCAAAGUGGUAUGUAUGUACUUAUAUGUCUAUAAUAAUGACAUGUAAUCUCAUUCAUAUAUUAAUACAUAAACACAUAUGUGUGAAUGCAUACCUCUUGACUUAUUGCUUUGUAGCCCUUUUAACCAAUGGGAUUUCAGUAUGCAUUGCAUUAAUAUAAACUCCUGGAUUGGCUUAACUACCUCUGAUGUCACAAUUUACCCAUUAGGAAGUCAUAAGUUUCUUGAAAUCACCUUGAACUAAUAACAUCUCUUGAAUUUUCAUUAUAAGAAAGAUAAAGUACCAAGAGGGAAAAUGCUGGAAGGAGCAAGAUAUCUUCCAUCCAGGCAGACUUUCUUCAUUUCUGUGCUUCAGUGAUCUGCUCUUGACAACUCAGCCUGGCUCCUGUACCUCCUUUUACAGCAGAUGUUCUUUCAUUUUUCAUGCCUGUCAGUUAGUGGAGGAAUGAACCCACUUGGACUGACUCCUUCAGCCUCCAGGUCUGUUUCAUCUCGAUUGUUGAGGCUUAGCAUCUUUCUACUACUUAGCCUCCCUGCCUCCAGAGGAAAAGCAAUAUGGACGGCUCAUCUGAAUAUAACGUUCCAGGUGGGAAACCGGAUCAUAUCAGAGCUAGGAGAGAGUGGAGUGUUUGGGAAUCAUUCUCCUCUGGAAAGGGUGUCUGGUGCCGUGGUACUUCCCGAAGGAUGGAAUCAGAAUGCGUGUAACCCCCUGACCAACUUCAGCAGGCCUGAUCAGGCAGACUCUUGGCUGGCCCUCAUUGAACGAGGAGGCUGUACUUUUACUCAUAAAAUCAAUGUGGCAGCAGAGAAGGGAGCAAAUGGGGUGAUCAUCUAUAAUUAUCCAGGUACAGGCAACAAGGUGUUUCCCAUGUCUCACAAGGGAACAGAGAAUAUAGUUGCAGUGAUGAUAGGCAACCUCAAAGGCAUGGAGCUUUUGCACUUGGUCCAGAAAGGUGUCUAUGUGACAAUCAUCAUUGAAGUGGGGAGAAUGCACAUGCCCUGGCUGAGCCACUAUGUUAUGUCUUUGUUCACCUUCCUGGCAGCCACAGUUGCUUACCUUUUCCUAUACUGUGCCUGGAGACCCCGAGUGCCCAGUUCUUCUAUCAGGAGGCAAAGACAGACAAAGGCCGAUGUGAAGAAAGCUAUUGGUCAGCUGCCACUCCGAGUGCUCAAAGAAGGGGAUAAGGAGCUAGAUCCAAAUGAAGACAACUGUGUUGUUUGUUUUGAUAUAUACAAAACCCACGAUGUAAUACGUAUUUUAACUUGCAAACAUUUUUUCCACAAGACGUGUAUUGACCCCUGGCUUUUAGCCCAUAGGACAUGCCCCAUGUGCAAGUGUGACAUUCUAAAACCUUAAGAAGCCCAAGAUCUUUCCACAGAUUAAAAUUAGAUGAACUCUCUCACUGCACUGUACACACAGAGAAAACUUGACCCUUGGUUCCACUAUCCAGCCACAGAAGAUGAAAUUUAUGUGCUGUGAAAAUAAAACUCCAUAUCAUGCCCAUUAAAUGUUGUCUUUUUGA
Molecule: messenger RNA, 2922 nt
Organism: Peromyscus leucopus (white-footed mouse)
Lineage: Eukaryota; Metazoa; Chordata; Mammalia; Rodentia; Cricetidae
Gene: Rnf148
Product: ring finger protein 148
Exons: 1
Coding region: 1806-2756 (316 amino acids)
Source: RefSeq, a predicted model, not a curated record